Molecule: messenger RNA, 1790 nt
Organism: Nicotiana tabacum (common tobacco)
Lineage: Eukaryota; Viridiplantae; Streptophyta; Magnoliopsida; Solanales; Solanaceae
Product: putative magnesium transporter NIPA4
Biological process (GO): magnesium ion transport
Cellular component (GO): membrane
Molecular function (GO): magnesium ion transmembrane transporter activity
Source: RefSeq, a predicted model, not a curated record
ACAAAAAGAACAGCCCCCCCUGAUAUUUAGAGGAAAGAGUGUUGUACUCUUCAUCAACCGGAGUCAUAGGUGUGUCACAAUUUUGGUAAAACCAUUUUCUCCUAUAUCCCACUCCUCUUUCUUCUUUCUUCUUUCUUCUCACCCCCGAUCUAUUAAGAAAACACCCUUCACACCUACUGCCUAUCUACUUCGCUCUUUACCCAGAUCUUCAAUCCCACUAAAAUUCUUGAUUCAAUUUCCCAGUUGAGCAGCAGCUUUUAGCUGAGAUUGAGUAUUUAUUAAGUGUAUGUUAGAACUUGUGUACAUAUGAAAGAGUGACGAAUUGGGUUUAGGAAAUUUUUUGAUGGAUACACAAAGCUGGAAAGAUGUGUACAGGGGCAUGUCAUCCGAUAACAUCAAGGGGUUGGUUCUUGCUUUGUCAUCAAGCGUAUUCAUCGGUGCUAGCUUCAUUGUUAAGAAAAAGGGGUUAAAGAAAGCUGGUGCUUCUGGUGUCAGAGCUGGAGUUGGAGGAUAUUCAUACCUAUAUGAGCCUCUUUGGUGGGUCGGCAUGAUAACAAUGAUUGUUGGGGAGGUAGCUAAUUUUGCAGCUUAUGCAUUUGCCCCUGCUAUUUUAGUCACUCCUCUUGGUGCACUCAGUAUUAUAAUCAGUGCUGUGCUCGCACACAUUAUUUUGAGAGAGAAGCUACACACAUUUGGAAUUUUAGGUUGUGCUUUAUGUGUUGUUGGGUCCACCACGAUAGUGUUGCAUGCUCCACAAGAACGUGAGAUUCUAUCUGUGACGGAAGUGUGGGAUCUUGCUACUGAACCAGCUUUUCUCCUCUACGCAGUGGUGGUGAUAAUAACUGUCCUAAUUCUUAUAUUCCACUAUCUUCCACAGUAUGGGCAGACACACAUUAUGUUUUAUAUCGGAGUGUGUUCACUAAUGGGUUCUUUAUCGGUUAUGAGUGUCAAAGCACUUGGAAUUGCUUUGAAGCUGACAUUAUCAGGAACAAAUCAGCUAAUAUAUCCACAGACUUGGGCUUUUACUUUGAUUGUCAUUGUGUGCAUUCUUACCCAAAUGAAUUAUUUAAAUAAGGCCCUGGACACAUUCAAUACAGCAGUUGUCUCUCCUAUAUACUAUGUCAUGUUUACCUCUUUGACCAUUUUAGCCAGUGUAAUUAUGUUCAAGGACUGGGAUAGGCAAAAUCCAACACAAAUUGUAACAGAAAUGUGUGGAUUUGUGACAAUUCUUUCUGGGACUUUUCUUCUUCACAAAACCAAAGACAUGGUUGAUGGUCCUGCCAUGCUGCCUGUGCGACUUCCCAAGCACGGUGACGAGGAGAAUGGUUUUGGACAAGAGGGUAUCCCCUUGAGGCGGCAAGAUUCCUUGAGAUUACCAUAAUCUGCACCAUUCUCGUAACUUUUAUUUCUCAGAAGAGACCACACUCAGAUUGUAUACUACUGGGGCACUGUUUUGUCAUAUUCAGCGAGGGAAAUGAAGGAAGAGCCUUUUCACACUGUCUUGGAACCAUGGAAAUACCAGAAAUUUGUUCAUGUAAUUGCAAAGCCUGUAGUUAAUCACACAUGGUCAGUUCCCAAUGAAUUUCCUAGCAGAUUUGGUUCCACGAGAACUAUUGUGACAUACCUGUAAAAAUUAUGAGUAUAUUUGAUUAAUCAACAAGAACCAGAUCUGUUUGGUUUUGGUACGACCCAUCGUCCAUUCACACGUAUCAAACUAAGCUAGUUUGGCAUUUGUAUUAACGGAAUUGGUUCUCACUUUGUAAUAGAGCAGGCAAAACUAGUCCUAUGCA